GUAGGUCAUUACGUCGCCUUUAGAUUUUUCAAAAUUAUGUUGUAUUUAUUACAGUGGUUGUGCGUUUGUUGUGACUGACUACGCUCUUAGCAACGUGAGAGAAACGCCGUAGCUAUAGACACCGUUAACUGUUAAGGCACAAACGCCUUUUUCCGUCAAUAAUAUUCUGGUGAACGAUUAACUCCGACAAUUGCAGUUGUGUUCGAUUGGUUCGUUGUACAAUCUACACACACAAUUUUUACUACAAAACAAAAAAUGACGGAAUUAAGUUUUUAUUGCUUACAACUUAAAAUAGACAAAUUAUAAUAUACUAUAUAAACAAUAGGUAAUUCCAUGUAAAUUUCAAUAAAGAGUAGAAUGAAAUUAGAAGGGUCAGCUAAUGCUAGUUCUCAAAUUAAUGCUAUAACUGAUGUAAAAACUGGUGAGAAUAUCAAUAGUAAUAAACUACAUACAAAUUCUAUACCACAUAAAACUAGUCCAGUUAUCAAAAAUAUUAUAUCAAUGGAUGAUGAUGAAAAUCACCUAAAUCAUAAAGAUAAAAAUUCUUCUACAGUUACUGACAAUAAUGGCGGGCAUUGUGUAGUAGUAAAAUCAGUUCCCAAAGUAGAACCUAAUGAUUCUGAUGAUAUUGGCCAAUCUACUUAUGUACAGUAUGUUGAAGGAACUAGUAAACAAGCAAUAUUCAAAAAUGAACAAAUAGCAUAUCCGAUUUAUACUGUGGGUAAGAGUGGAGCAAUAUAUCAAACUGGUCAAACCCAUUAUUACACUCCAAGCACAAAUUCUUAUUCACAAGUUACAAAUACUUUAGGUCAACCAACAUGUCAUGGAACCAAUAUUAUACAACAGAGCGUUGAUAAUUAUCAUACUAUUAUCUCUGCUGCUCAAAGAAACAAAUCAAAUUCUACUAUAUCUCCGGAUAUGUCAUAUCAUACUGUGAAAACUAUUAAGUCUGACAUAACAAACACAAAUACAGAUCAAAUUAAUGGUAUAAAGUUAAACACAGAAAUGCAUAACCCCAGUCUUACUCACACAAAUAAAAUAUCUCCUGCAAUUGUCAACUGGCUGAAGGAAAAUUAUGAAAUGGCGGAAGGAGUAUCGUUACUUCGAUCAACAAUUUAUGAUUAUUAUUUAACACAUUGCUUAAAAACUAAAAUUGAUCCUGUAAAUGGACCAUCUUUUGGUAAAAUUAUCCGAUCUGUGUUUACAGGAUUACGUACAAGACGUCUUGGAAGUCGAGGAAAUUCCAAGUAUCAUUAUUAUGGUAUUAGAAUUAAAGCUAAUUCUUUAUUAAACAACUUUAAAGAAGAAAAAGAAGGCCUACCAAGUCAAACAAAUCAAAAUAGUAGUUCAAAACAUAUUAUGUUUAUUAAAACAGAGGAACAAAAUCACAAGCAAUACACCACCAAUAGUUCAGAUUCUGCUGAUUGUUCUCAAAACAAUAUUCCAUCUUAUCAAGCACAAGACCAAGAAUAUUUAGGUGAUGGUGCUAAUGCUGUACCAGAAUUUCCUGAUGUAUUGAAUGAAAUAGAAUUGAAUCAUAAUUUUACUUUAGAAGAUGUAGAUACAUUCAAAAAUUUAUAUCGUGAACAUUAUAAAGCGUUUUUAAGUGCCAUAUUAAAUUUAGAAUUUGGCACUGUUGAGUCACUUUGGCGUCAAUUUUGGCGUAAUCAAGAUAGUAAUAACGAUGAAUGUGAAGAAAAAAAAUAUUUAUCUAAAGAAAAAUUAUAUUCUUUAUCAAAAUGCAAAACAUUGCAAUUAUUUGUAAAAACUGCUGACUUUCUAUUUUAUCAAAACUUGGUAAAAGUUUUAAUUCCAGAUGUUCUUCGGCCUGUUCCUAGAACAUUAACACAAGCCAUUAGAAACUUUUCCAAAAGUUUAGAGUCAUGGCUUAUUUCUGCAAUGCAGGGAUACCCAGAAGAAAUGAUUUCAAUUAAAGUGACUGCUGUUAGAACUUUUGCACAAACAUUACGUAGAUACACUACUGCAAGAGCUGUACUUCAAAAUUAUACUCAAAUAAAUCAAAUGCUUACUGAUUUGAAUCAUGUAGACGUCCGUAAUUUACAAGAACAAGUUCAACUAAUAAAUAAUUUGGGAAAUGAAAAUGAUUCAGUUUAUACAAAGAAAAGAGUACAUGCAAAAAUAAAUGAGAGUUCUGAAAUGCUUUCAGAUUUUAAUAAACUCUCUAAAAAAACAAAAACUCACAAUUAUUUGGCCACUGCUUCCACAGAUGCAGAAUGUUUUGAUGUUAUAUUAAAAAAUCCAUCAAAAGAAACUAAAAACAAUAAAUCUAAGAUCGAAAUAAAAGAAGAAACUCAGUUGUUAAAAGAUGCAUCUAAACAAAAACAUCCUAUAAAAAUAGAAUACUUGAAAGAAGAUAUAUUUGAAGAUCAUACACAAGAGAUAUAUAAUGAUACUGCUAUGAUCAACACUCCUUGUAAUCCAAGUAUUUCAAAAAUCCAUAAUGAGUACCCUAAAUUAUCUAAUAAACUAUCAAAAAAAAAAAAUAAUAAACAGAAAAUAAUAAUUAAGUCGGAAAUAAUGUCACCAAAAAACGAUUCGCCUCAAUUAGUAGACACGGCGGAUGUAGAGGCAUAUAAUAGUAAUAAUUGUUUUGGCAAUGACAGUGGAGAACAUUUUGAAUUUUUCACUGCUCAGAACGAUUACAAGUCAGAGUAUCCCAAUAAAGUUGACACUGGUGUAUUUUCCUGUCAAUUUUGUGAUAAAAAAUUUACCAACGCCAAUAGUUUAUCCAGACACGAAAAUGUUCACACUGGAAAAACUCCUAUCGAGUGUGACGUCUGCUUUAAAACGUUUAUCAGCAAAUCUAUAUUAUGUAUACAUAAAAGAUCGCAUACCGGAGAGAAACCAUAUGCAUGCAACGUUUGUGGACGAUCAUUUACGCAAAAAUCACAUUUGGUUUUACAUUAUAGAACACACACAGGCGAAAAACCAUACAAAUGCUGCCUGUGUGAAAAAAAAUUCUCAUCAACCAGUGGUCGAGCAGAACAUACACGUAGACGUCACCCAUACGUUUGAUUGCAUGGUUGCAGUACUCGUUAAUGAUGGCUUAAGGUCUUAAUUUCUCCAGAUGAAAAUGUACCUGAUAAGAAUUUGUAUGGAAUCUUUUAUGAGACAAUUUAAAAUGCAUAACCUUUCUUAUAGUUAAUUAUGUUAUUGUUAAGUAUUAAGACUUUGAAUGUAAACCUUAAAAAUUAAAAAUCGUUUUCUUGAAAGUACUAAUUGUUUAUUAAACAAAAUAAAAAGAGAAUAUGUUCAUAACUCAAAGACGUAAAGCGAUAAACCACUUCACUUGGUCGCUUAAAAUCAGGAACACAAUAAACUGAGUAAACGAUAUCACUACAUCGUCGUAAACGCGACAUCCGUAAAUGCACUUACGAAUUUUUCUGCAGAUCACGUCGAACAACAAACAAAAACUCUCAAUGUGACGUUGUGGUAUUUUCUUUCUCCUUGAAAUUCUUUUCGAAACUACUAUAGUUAGGUUAUACGUUAUACUACUACAAAACCACAUGGACCUGAAAACCUUUUUUGUGUGACUUUAUCACAUCGUCCGUGCAAAUGACCAAUUCGAGAAAAAAAUUUACCGAUAUACAUUUCAGAACGUUUUCACA
This is a messenger RNA of Melanaphis sacchari, 3629 nucleotides long. Its product is annotated as DNA-binding protein RFX2-like. Gene Ontology annotation, biological process: regulation of transcription by RNA polymerase II. The coding region runs from base 358 to 3036 and encodes 892 amino acids. The transcript is spliced from 19 exons. Gene Ontology annotation, molecular function: DNA-binding transcription factor activity, RNA polymerase II-specific; RNA polymerase II cis-regulatory region sequence-specific DNA binding. The record is from RefSeq and is a predicted model, not a curated record. NCBI's taxonomy places the organism in Eukaryota, Metazoa, Arthropoda, Insecta, Hemiptera, Aphididae.